Molecule: messenger RNA, 1179 nt
Organism: Lineus longissimus
Lineage: Eukaryota; Metazoa; Nemertea; Pilidiophora; Heteronemertea; Lineidae
Product: telomere repeats-binding bouquet formation protein 2-like
Exons: 5
Coding region: 176-919 (247 amino acids)
Biological process (GO): meiotic attachment of telomere to nuclear envelope; homologous chromosome pairing at meiosis
Cellular component (GO): nuclear inner membrane
Source: RefSeq, a predicted model, not a curated record
CUCUCCCGUGUAGCCUCCCUGGCUGUAGUGUACGUGUACAAAGUCUUGGCAGUGCCUGAGUUCGCAUAGGCCUAGCCCAAAGGCGAGUAAUCGAGUCUCUAAUUAAUUUCUUUCCUUUUCAGGCAUAUCGAGGGACUAUCUAAUAUCUAAUAUUGGAGUGCUUCCAGUUUGAGAGAUGUCUGAGCCUGAAUCAAGCAGUGACAAUGAGGGAUCAAACCUCACCUCAAGUCAGAGCCAGGGUGAGGAUGAUCAUGAGAUAUUUGCUGGACUCUCUGCUUGGUUCUCUGAAAGUGUAGAAAGUGGACGGAUAGAAGACUGGAGGAGUUACGGAGGAGAGGUGACAGAUGUGGAGACGGCCCAGUUUUUGUUCAGUGAGAACUGUGAAAGUCCAGAUACCCUCAGGAUCUAUAAAAAUGAUCAGUUCAGGAACCAGCACGUUGGGGUCAUCCAUGCUCUCUUCAUUGACGAAUGCCUCCAGAAGAAGUGGCUUGAUGCCGUUCCUAUUGGUCUUUAUUAUCUCCCACCAAAACAAGUUCAAGAGAUGCUUGAGGAGAACUGUUGUUUCAAAUGGCAAGUUGAAGAUAAGAAGAAUGGACCAAAGGAGGUCCAUCAAUUGCAAAAGCCAAAACCAAAGAAAGUCGUUCAUCAUACAAAACGAGAACCAAAGAAAGUCAUUCAUCAAUGGUAUACAAACAACAAAUCAAAUGACAUGCAAUCUGAAGGAAUGGCUGGUGCCGGGGAUGGAGACUCUGAUCGGGGAAGGAGAAAUCAGUCCGAUGCAGCUGAAUCAUGCAGACCCAGUAGCAUUCAUUGUGAACCAAGUCAGGGGCACAUCGACAUGACAACUCGGCCUUCAGCAGACCUGGAGGAUAACGUCUCUGUGCCGGAGACGUUAGCCUCUUUUUGUACUCUCCUUUAGACGGGAGAGACGACAGACAAGUGAGAGUACCGCACGUGUCAGAGUUGAGCUGGCUACUUGCGACUUGAUGUUAAGACGGCCAAAAGAUGAACAGUGGAGUGCUGUAACUAACAAUGCCAGAACUCCAGUGUGUGCUGAAUGGCUUGAUCAUCUUGUGGGUAAUCACGAUCUGUACUUGAAUAUGCCGUAACCUUAACUUGUAUUAUAGAAAUUAGUAUGUUAUGUUUUCAAUUUAUAGUAAUGCAACUUGAUAAGCAAUA